UCCCGUUGUUUAUUUAUAACCUAUUUAAUGUCAGUUUGACAAUUGACGUUGUUAGUGCUUAUAUAGUAAUUAAUUGUGUAUAGUUUUCGUAGUUAGGUUUGAUAAAAUAAUAGUCUGUGUUUGUUUUGGACUAUUAAAGUAAAAAUACCGCUCUUUGUUAUUUGUACAAAUUACAAAAACAUUUUUAACUUGUACAGAGCCGAGCUGAGAUGGGAAGACCGAAUGAUCAGUUACCACCUUCAGAGGCACUACCAGGGAUUGGGAACAAUCAUCUUGUGUUCCAUGACGGAAAGGGGUUUUAUUACAUAUGCAAGGAGUUUUCUACUUGCUUGUAUAAAAGGCAGUUUGAAUGUGUGAGAGCGGAUUGUGGGGUGACCGCCACUAUGGGUCCGGAGCUGGGCUCCCCUCUACUGGACAGUGGUAGUCACUGCCACCAGGCGGACUGGAGCUAUAGGGACAAGUGUCUGAUGCUGCACACCAUCACACAGCGCUUCUUGGAGGAGGACACAAACCCAUCACUUGUCUUGCAGGAUAUUCUACUUGAUUUCCCCAUAGGAGACUACAAUGAGGUCUACCUUGAAGAUUGCAAGUACCCAUCAGAUGACAUGAAGGUUGAAAUUGUUUCAGAAGAGAUUGAAGAUAUUCAUCAAAGCCAAAUUAAAGAAGAGAGUGAUGAAGGCCAAUCUGAGGAUUUACAAGAAGAUACUAUGGAGAAUAAAGCAGGAACAAAAAUAGUUGGAGCUUUUCGAAAUCGAAGACGGGACAAAACAAAGAAGAACUUCAAAGUUUCAAAAUCUCCAGAAAGAAACAUACCUGUGCAGGAACCAGUAACAGAUGAAAAUUAUCCACUCUCUUCGAAUUUCGUGGUCUAUCAUGAAAACGACAUUCCUGCUGAGGUUUUUGGUGACCUCAAUUCAAGUGUCAGAGAAGAAGAGGAUAGUCACAGCGGUAUUGAGGAUUUUGAUGUGACUGAGAUAAGACAAAGAGCUCCACAAAUACGAGAAGUUAUAGCCGACAGUGAAGGUUACAUGUAUAACAGGAACAGGACUGUCAAUGGUACAGUGUAUCUGAGGUGUUCAAGAGCAAAGUUCGGCUGUAGAGCGACAGCAGUAAUGAGGGAGGAAGGAAAGGUCGAGUUCACCCCCUCACACUACACCCACAACCAUCAGCCUAACCCACGACGCAUCAUGAUACGCAAGUUUGUCAUAGCCAUUCUCGCAGUGGUGAAGAAGGAGGCUAGAAAACCUGAGAGAGAAAUUCGACCUUUCAGAGAAAUUUAUAACCAAACAAUUUCCAGGUACCCAAUCUAUGCCCCGUAUGUCAACUACAAAAUGGUUCAUAGAGCUGUGAAGAGGGCUAAAGUGCUGUAUUAGUGAAUCUGUGAUGUGUGUCUUUGGAGAGUGGAUGGACUGUUUGGUUCAUUAAAAAAUUGUUUUUGAUGAUAUUGUAACUUAUUUACUUAGAGUUUUAGUAACUUACUUUAUAUUUUAAGGUGUAUGAAGAUUAAUAUUGUAUGAUUUAGUUUUGUAAAUAUUAUAGUGUUUUACAGAUUAUUGAUAGGUUAACUGUCGACAUUCUAAAUAGUCCAAAAGUAUUAGUAUGUUGGCAAUUUAUACUUAAAUUUUCAGUAUAAAAAUUUUUCGGUAUUGGAAAAAGGUACAUGUUUAUGAGGGUAAUUUGGAAAGUAUGGUCCAAUUUAUUAAACACUAAAUAACAGAUUAAAGUAAAAUUGUUUUAUUUAA
Homalodisca vitripennis (glassy-winged sharpshooter) is the source of this 1742-nucleotide messenger RNA. RefSeq lists its product as uncharacterized. Bases 210 to 1373 code for a protein of 387 amino acids. The transcript is spliced from 9 exons. NCBI's taxonomy places the organism in Eukaryota, Metazoa, Arthropoda, Insecta, Hemiptera, Cicadellidae. The record is from RefSeq and is a predicted model, not a curated record.